AUGGCUACCGUCAACGCAAACAUGUUCAACGCGGGUGUCCGUGCUGACACUCCUCCGCAGCCGCGGUCCUUGAUGGCCCUCCCGCUCAACCUUGUAGCUUUGAUCCUGUCAUAUCUUGAUGAUGUUGGCGACCUUUCUCGGCUGUGUCGGACGUGUCGCGUCUUGAAUUAUAUGACCCUGCCGCAACUGUAUAAAAACAUCACUUUGACCUCGUACGAUAAGAUUCGCUAUCGCGAUGAUCUGCCAGAGGGAUGUGGCAGCGCCAGCCCUUUUUCGAUGGGGCUGAAUGCGAUUGUCACGAGGAAUGUCGCGUCGCUGGUUCGCUCUCUGACAAUGCGGGGAGAGUGGAGGGAGGAUGGACUGGAUGAGCACGCGAGAGUGGGGAGAGUCACCGAUUCCUCGAUGAUGCUGAAUAUCGCGGUUCGAGCGGCGAUAGAUAAGAUGACUGGAUUGGAAAAGUUCAGUUGGGAACUCAAUACGAAAAUGCUGGAGACGGCAUAUAUUGGCCUUUCGCAAUUACCUAGACUGACCUCUUUAACUGUUCGAUUUCCAUCGAGUCGCCAUCCUCGUCCCACUACCGUUAUCCCUGGCAUGCCUCAGCUUCGUUCGCUCAAAAUCACUGACAUAGAUCCUCUCUGCUAUCCGGACGACAUAUCGACGUUGUUGUUACACAGCAGGAAGCUGCGAGAGCUCAAAAUGCAUUGGUCACCACGAAUGAGAGAGGCUCAAGAGCCUAGUGUGACCCUGCACGACUACUUUCGCAAAUGCAUCGCGGCGAAGUCGCCUCUGCGCCUCAGGAAAAUAGCGCUCCAGAAUUUCUACGCAUUGCAUACCGAUGACUUUGAGACCGCCUUAGAUCCCGAUAUGCUUGAAGAUGUCACCACGUUGAAUAGCCCCGGUGUGUAUGAUCCGUCUCUGGCCGGAAUGACAUUCGUGGAGAGUAGUUGGCCCCCGCCGAAGUGCCCUGGCAUUAGGAGUCUGCGUCAUGAUCGCAUAGAAAGAAAAGGUUGUGAGUUCCUGGCUAGUCUGGAGAAUUUGGAGAGAUUAUAUUUCGUGACACCGAUUCUGGACGCCUCCGAUUCCGUUAAUAGCCCGCGACCUGCCGGCUCAGCGCAAUCCUCGGCUUCUAUGAGUCCCCCUUCGACCACAGAUCCCAACUCCGCUACUGCAAACGGUAUCUCCUCGGUAUCCCAGGCAGCGCCACUGCCCGUUCAACCAACCAAUCUCGCAGCCAGCAUUUCUCUUCGUGAUGCAUAUAUCCACACUAUCGCUACUGUGAACGGGCCGAGGCUACGUCAUCUCCUGCUUUCUUCACGAUGGUCUCUCCCCGGCCCUCUAAUCGCUCGCUUGGUUCGCUCUUGUCCCAAUUUAGAGCAGCUCGCUCUAGCUACUGAUAUAUCUAGCUUUGAAACCCUGGGUCUGCUAAUACCAUUCUUGCGGAAGCUGCUUGCUAUCCGUUUGCUCAUCCCAACUGGCCCUGCAUACUCAACACCCAGCCCUAUAAGGCCGCAGGGAAAGGAUACUGGUAUCAACGCCCCGUUUCCGACUGCCAAUGGAUCGAGUGCGGAUUCUUUAAAUGCAAGAUCACUGUCGGAGAUUGUAGAUCUAGAUGACCGGAUUUUCAAUGAGGCAAUGGGAGCUCGACUAGCCGAUAAGGAAAUCUUUAGCACGCUAAAAAUUAUUGGAUUAGGGUGGAAAGCCUGGGAACUGGGCGAAUUCUAUUCAAUCCCGGUGACAGAGGGAGUAAGUCCGUAUGAAUGGACUUCUCUGUCAAAUACAACGGAUGCGGGUAAUGGCGCCGUAUCUAGCCUCGCGGCGAAUGCAGAGCCUCCGCAUACCAGGCCCAAUAAUCCUCUCCCGCCAACUAUAGAACCAUGCGGGCCAAAUGCACAGUUAGGACGCCAUUGGAAUUCUAAGCAAACGCAAGCGACACCGGCACCUGCCACGAAUACCGUCCUAGGAAAACGCAAGCAACGUCCAUGUUCCCAACCCGCGCUACCAGUCAUCCCACCGGACGCAGCGUCCUAUCCGACUCUAAACAAUAGCCAAAGGGGCUCCACAUCGUCUCACGCCAUAGUUCCACAGGAUACAGCGAGCCUGCUGGAAGACCUCGGAGCCCAACUCUCCGAGGAUACGAGGUCGAGGCUCAUGCAGUGCGUUCAAGAGCCAACUACGUCUUCAUCCGGAGGCGAGAGUGUCCUAUGGAGACGGAAAGUGCGGCGAGUAGGAUGGGAAGUCCUGAAACACUGGGAAAUAUGGGGUUUGGAUUCGCAAGAGAUAUGA
Coccidioides immitis RS is the source of this 2283-nucleotide messenger RNA. RefSeq lists its product as uncharacterized. The coding region runs from base 1 to 2283 and encodes 760 amino acids. The record is from RefSeq and is a predicted model, not a curated record. The transcript is spliced from 3 exons. NCBI's taxonomy places the organism in Eukaryota, Fungi, Ascomycota, Eurotiomycetes, Onygenales, Onygenaceae. Gene Ontology annotation, molecular function: protein binding.